Molecule: messenger RNA, 1440 nt
Organism: Setaria italica (foxtail millet)
Lineage: Eukaryota; Viridiplantae; Streptophyta; Magnoliopsida; Poales; Poaceae
Exons: 9
Coding region: 154-1191 (345 amino acids)
Source: RefSeq, a predicted model, not a curated record
CCACGUCCACCACAAAGAAUGGGCGGGCACGCCCCCAGCCUAAUCCCCACGCGGGCGGGUAGAUAACGGCCGCGGCACGGGAAGGGCGGGCGAGAGAGGGGCCGGAGAGCACAGAGCAGAAGUCCAAGAAGCGCGGAGCAGGUGAGGGGACGCAUGGCGGAGGAAGGGGAGGAGGCGGUGCCGCCGGCCGCGGUGGUGGGGGACGACGACGCGGGGGAGGCGGCGGAGCAGCAGGACUUCGGGCUGCCCGGGGAGCUGAUGGCGGUGCUGCCGUCGGACCCGUACGCGCAGCUGGACGUGGCGCGCAGGAUCACCUCCAUCGCGCUGUCGUGCCGCCUCGGCCGCCUCGAGGCCGAGGUGGCGCGCCUGCGCGCGCAGCUCGCCGAGCGCGACGCCGAGGCCGAGGACCUCCGUGAGCGCGUCGAGCAGCUCGACGCCUCGCUUGCCGUCGCCACCGGCCGCCUCCGCCGCGUCGAGGAGGAGAAGGAGACGCUGGUGCGCGAGAACUCUUCACUGUCCAACACUGUCAGGAAGCUGAACAGAGACGUCGCCAAGUUGGAAGUUUUCAAGAAGACACUUAUGCAGUCACUCCAGGAAGAUGAUGGCAGUGAUAAUACUGCUCCCAGUGCAAGAGUUGCUGCAAGUCCGAAUUUCUCCUCUGCGCCAUCAGAUGAAGAUUCUGCACUUCCAACUUCCAAAUCGUCACAGUUCUCAGAAACUGCAAGUUCAGUUUCAGAGGAAAGUAGCAAAGUUGAUCCAGAUGCACCUAGGCCACCGCGUCCGCAUGUCUUUUUGCCGUCAUACAACAACACACCAAGGAUGACGCCGCCAGGCUCACCUCCAAGGGGUGGUUAUGCGUCGGUAUCACCGCCAAGGCGACAUUCGAUCUCCGUUACAUCAAUGAAUAUGUUUAAUGACAGGCCCUCAAGCUAUUCUGGUCACUAUAGCUCUCCAUUUGACGCAGCAAGUCAAACAGGGCGGACGAGAGUUGAUGGCAAAGAAUUCUUUCGUCAGGUCAGAAACCGCUUGUCUUAUGAGCAAUUUGGUGCAUUCCUGGCUAAUGUGAAGGAACUGAAUGCACAGAGGCAGACCAGAGAGGAUACAUUAAGAAAGGCAGAUGAGAUCUUUGGUCCAGAAAACAAGGACCUGUACACCAUCUUUGAGAGUCUAAUUACUCGUAAUGUUCAAUAGAUUCCUCGAGGCUAAACAUUUCCCAUGACUACUUGCGACCCAUGUUCUACCGGUAUAUUGUGAUUAUGAUGUUGGUCGUUUUUUGUAUUUGAAGUCUGUAGUCCAUUGAAGGUUCUUGGUAUAUAGUUUCCUCAUUUUUUUUUUGCUUAUGCCCAUAUAGUCAUGGGUUGUCUGUAAGCUACAAUUUAUACACUUCAAUACAAAUGGAGAAAAUAUUGGAAUAAAAGGAAAUGUGUUAUAGGUGUGUUA